UUUGGGAGUGGCAGAGACCCCCACCCCGAGGCAGACCAUGGUGGAACCCGCAGAGCAAAUGCCAGAGGAGGUGCUGGCGCUCAUCUUUCGCCACCUGUCCCUGAGGGACCGUGCUGCUGCCGCCAGAGUCUGCAGGGCCUGGGCUGCCGCUGUCACAUGCAGCACCGUGUGGCAUGACACAAACAUCAGUUGUGACUGUGAGCGGGAAGACAUGCUGCCACCAAAUCUGUCCGCCUGUCUUGACUACAUUCAUAAUCUACGGCUGGAAUUUGAGCCGUCGAGGAAGCCGAGUCGCCGGUCAGCCACCCAGCUGCUGAUGGCGCUGGCGGGUCGUGCCCCAGGGCUGAGAGGCCUGCGCCUGGUGUGCCAAGGGGAGAAGCCGCUCUUCGAUGCGGGCCGCGACGUCCUGGAUGCUGUGCACACCGUCUGCGGGGCCGCCCGCGAGCUGCGCCACCUCGACCUGCGACGCUUGCCCUUCACAUUGGACGAUGCGCUAGUGCUGCAGACGGCACGCUGCUGCCCCGAGCUUCACAGCCUUUUUCUGGACAACAGUACGUUGGUUGGCAGCGUGGGGCCCGGCUCUGUGCUGGAGCUACUGGAGGCCUGCCCGCGCCUGAGCGUCCUCGGCCUGCACCUGUCCAGUCUGUCGCCCGCCGCGCUGGAAGCACUGGCCGCUCCAGACCGCGCGCCUUUCGCGCUCCUGUCCCUGCGGUGCGCGUGCCCUGAAGAUGCACGCGCGUCCCCUCUGCCCGACGAAGCCUGGGCCGCGUUGCACCGCCGCCACCCUGGGCUGGCGGUGGAGCUGGAGCUGGAGCCCGCACUGCCAGCCGAGAGCGUGACGCGCAUCCUGCAGCCAGCCGUGCCCGUGGCCACGCUGCGCCUCAACCUCUCGGGGGACACCGUAGGCCCAGUGCGCUUCGCGGCGCGCCACUAUACCGCCACCCUGUGCGCGCUCGAGGUGCGCGCCGCCGCUUCAGCCGAGCUGGACGCCGCGCUGGAGGAGCUGGCGGCGCGCUGCGCGGGCCUGCGCGAGGUGCACUGCUUCUGCGUGGUGAGACCCUCCGUGCGGGACGCCUUCCGCGCGCGCUGCCCGCGCCUGCGCACCUACACGCUGAAACUCACGCGCGAGCCGCACCCCUGGCGGCCCACGCUCGCAGAGUGAUUGGUAGCCUCCCUACCCCGCAGUCGUGACCUCUCAGAAGACCAGGGGUUGCCUAGGCGCAUCCGAACUGCCAGCCCGUUCCU
This is a messenger RNA of Carlito syrichta (Philippine tarsier), 1245 nucleotides long. RefSeq names its product F-box and leucine rich repeat protein 8 (gene FBXL8). Gene Ontology annotation, cellular component: SCF ubiquitin ligase complex. Lineage: Eukaryota; Metazoa; Chordata; Mammalia; Primates; Tarsiidae. Gene Ontology annotation, molecular function: protein binding. Bases 38 to 1162 code for a protein of 374 amino acids. Gene Ontology annotation, biological process: SCF-dependent proteasomal ubiquitin-dependent protein catabolic process. The transcript is spliced from 2 exons. The record is from RefSeq and is a predicted model, not a curated record.